AUAAAACCAGGCCCAUAGAUACAACAUUUUUCCCAGCUUGGUGUGAAAAAGCCUUGAACUCAACCCCUUUGGAAUGUUACGCACCGGUAUCUUGGAAGAUGUCGAAGGAGCAGACUGUUUGCGUUGGCGACGAGUAUUUCCCGGAACGAGGACCAACUCUCACAUUUAGCGACUUGCACUACUGUGUUCGUGAGGCGAGGGUUUGCCGCGGGGGAGGCCCUGAAAAACACAUCCUCAACAAUGUAAGUGGCAUCAUGAGGCCCGGGAUGAACGCCAUCAUGGGCGCCACCGGGAGUGGUAAAACAUCACUACUGGAUGUAAUUGCAGGGAGAAAGGACCCGGUUGGACUGAAGCACGGAAAAGUCAUGGUGGAUGGGAAAGCCGUCUCAGCGGACCUCAGACUCAGCUCUGCGUAUGUCGUCCAGGACGAUAUCCUGAUGGGCACUCUGUCUGUGAGAGAGAACCUUCUGUUCAGUGCCAAUCUGCGCCUCGACCGUCGGCAACACUCCUCCGCAGAUAAGAACAACAGGGUGGACGCCAUCAUCAGAGACCUGGGCCUGACGGACUGUGCCGACACCAAGAUAGGGACAGAGUUUCUGCGCGGCGUAUCCGGGGGCGAGAGGAAGCGGUGCAGCAUCGGGAUGGAGCUCAUCACUUCUCCCUCGCUGCUGUUUCUGGACGAGCCGACUACCGGACUGGAUUCUAACACUGCCAACUCCAUCAUCAAUCUACUAAACAAGCUGUCCAGAAGAGGGAAGACUGUGAUCUUCUCCAUCCACCAGCCACGCUACUCCAUCUUCAAGCAGUUUGACCACCUGACCUUGUUGCAUAAAGGGGAGGUGGUGUACGCGGGCGCUGCAGCCCAGGCACUGGAAUACUUCACCAACCUCGGCUACCAAAUUGAGGCCUUCAAUAACCCAGCUGAUUUCUUCAUGGACAUCACAAAUGGAGAGAUCAAAUCAACAUUGGUGUCACUUACCGCAGAACAGGAUAAAAACCCGUUGGCAAACGUGUACCGCCAGUCCCAACUGGGCCGCAAUGUGCUGGAGGAGCUGGACCACGUGAACCAGAGCAUCAGCGACGGGGCCAGCGGUCCAGACGAGGCGGCUGACUACGCUACCUCUUUCCUCUACCAGUUGCGCGUGGUGUGUGGGAGGACGGUUAGGAACUCUCUGAGGAACCCUCAGACCUCUUACGCCCAGUUGGCUCUCAACGUCUUCUUUGCUAUUCUGGUGGGACUCAUUUAUUACCAAAUGCCACUGACGCUGCCCGAGGCGUUACAGAACAGGAGCGGAGCCUUCUUCUUCCUUAUCAUCAACAUGGUCUUUGGGAACCUCUCCGCUGUGGAGCUCUUUAUCAACGAAAGGGCCAUAUUCAUUCACGAGAACUCCAGUGGCUAUUACCGCACGUCCGUCUACUUCCUGUCCAAGAUCUUUGCUGAUCUCAUCCCCAACCGCAUAAUCCCCAUCUUUGUGUUUUCGGCCAUCGCCUACUAUAUGAUGGGAUUGAAGCCUGCCUUUGAGGCCUUCCUGUGCUUCGCCCUGACCAUGUCUCUGGUCAGUCUGGCAGGAGUCAGCCUGGCCUUUCUCGUCUCAGCCAGUGUAUCUUCAUUUGCCAUGGCCAACAUCCUCAUUGCUCUGCCCUUUGUCUUCAUGAUGGUCUUCGGUGGUUUUCUCGUCAACCUCAAUGCCAUGCUGAGCUGGCUCUCCUGGCUGCAAUGGAUCAGUGUCUUCAGAUACGGACUGAAUGCUGCGUUCAUCAACGAGAUGUCGGGGCAGCUGUUCUACAGCAACAACACCAGUGUCCCCGGGGAGGCGUUUCUGAAGAGUCAGGACAUCGACUACUCCGUGUGGGGCUUCUGGCAGAACCAGGUGGCUCUGCUGGGAAUCACGUUGACCUGCAUGUUCCUGGCCUACGUACAGCUGCGCCGAAUCAACCGCUGGAAAUGAUUAACAUCUGUAUAUGCAUCCAUCAACCUUGUGCUCUCUCUAUUUAUUUAACCCGCCUCAAAUGACUCAAACACUGCACUUUGGAGGGGGAGAAGUUAUUUUAUAGGUUAUGAAAUGAGCUUUCAUUAAAUGUCCCUUAAAAUCACUAUCUCUCCCGCUCACAGAUAAACACACGUGUUGGAUAAGCCGCUGCUCGGCGCACUCGAUCCGUGCACGAGAGAUUGUACAUGCAAAGCCAAGCCAACAUCUAAGUCCUUACAAAGCUACUUACAAGCAGAGAGACAACGUGAGCUACACUUGAGAAAGUAAGCGAAGGUCUCAGAUUUAACAAGGGACCUUUGCGGUUUUUUUUAAAUAAUCACAUUUCUCAGUUCUCCAGGUUGAGAAUCAAUGCAUGAAGUUCUCCUGUCUUUUUAUUAUGUUGCUUACAGAAGCAGUGAGGGAAUUGUAAUUUCACUUUUACUCGGUUUUCUCGGUUCCUGUUGCUUUAUGCAAGUUUUCCAAAAGAUAUUCUGAUAAUUAAAACAGACCACAAGGCUUAGAAAAAGAUUCACAUAGAACAGAGAAGCUUUCAGAAACCAACUCAAAUACAUUGUUCCACUCUUUAUGAGGCUCUGACACAAACCUUCUGUACCAACUAUGUUUUGAAGCUAUAUUAUAUAUUAUAAGUUUACACUGAGAAGACCUUUCAAACCAAAAACUCCAUGAUUUGUUUGGCUUUUGCAAUAAACAGAAAUAUGUAGCGUA
Molecule: messenger RNA, 2696 nt
Organism: Gasterosteus aculeatus aculeatus (three-spined stickleback)
Lineage: Eukaryota; Metazoa; Chordata; Actinopteri; Perciformes; Gasterosteidae
Gene: abcg2b
Product: ATP-binding cassette, sub-family G (WHITE), member 2b
Cellular component (GO): membrane
Molecular function (GO): ATP binding; ABC-type transporter activity; ATP hydrolysis activity
Source: RefSeq, a predicted model, not a curated record